Molecule: messenger RNA, 1398 nt
Organism: Cylindrotheca closterium
Lineage: Eukaryota; Bacillariophyta; Bacillariophyceae; Bacillariales; Bacillariaceae
Source: the annotation of a GenBank genome assembly
AUGACAGAUUCUUCAAUUGAUUUUUUGCAACGGCUCAGUGCUUCCUGUGAAACCAGGGUAGAAGAGGUCAAGAAAAUCCUGAAUGAACCUGCCGCCUCCCCCAUCUCCAGCUGGGUCCCCAGCUUGAUUUCGCAACUCUUUGCCAAGGAAACAAGUGAAAAUACGCUCACAGUGAUCAAAUCUUUGGUAGCAAUUGAUGAUUCAAAGUACUCUCCGACCAUUGCGGUUGAGGUCAAGAGAAUAUGUUUCCAUAAACAUGCCAACAACCUGUUCAUAUCUCCCCAAGUUGUGCAACUUUGGAUCUACCAAUUGUGCUGUACCAGUCACGUCAGUGUGCACACAAAUCUAUUGGAUGCAUACAAGGUGGUUUCUCAAUUGCAGGGCGUAGUACAGCUUGCCCUUCCAAAUCUCAUUGGCAUUUGGAAGGAAUCGGGAAGUACCAAUUCAAUUGUUGCCAUUCGCUGUGCCACGCUCUAUCUUUGGACUGUGAAACUUUGUGGAGAUUCAGCAUUUGAAUCGGGAAAAGAACUAGGUGCCACUGAUUUGCUUUUGAAACUAAUUGAAAAAACCGACGAUCCCUUGACGCAACUUAGUGUCUUGGAUCUAUUUCCCCAAGUAUUUGAAUUCACCGUGGGGAUUCCAGCUGCACAGAAGGCCUGGAUGAGUCAGAAGGACGUGACAGCUACCAUAAUCAAGAUUUUGAAAGAUCCCAUAGUUGGUGGGGCGUCCAUGCAAUACCUCGCACUCGUGGCGCAGUUUGACGACCCUCAUGUCCUUCCAGCUCUCCUCAAUUUUAUUCGAUCCGUUGGCCCAACUACCAUCGAAUCAGAGCGGCUCCAGGUUGUCAACGCACUGAGCAGCCUAUCACAAAGCUCUUCGAAAAUGCUGGAAUGCAUAUUGCAAGAUGCUGAGCUUCGAUGUUCUUGGUGGGAUGUGUCAAGAACCUCAGUACCGAAACUAAAGGCUGCAAUUUUGAGCAGCAUUGCUCAAACCCUCAAGCACCCACAAAAUACUGACGCAUCAUUAAUGCUUCGUUUAUAUACACUCAUCGGCCAAGACAACUCUGCCGAGUCCACUACGGCCUGGAUGUUGCAAAAGUUUGCGAUGAGUCCAAUGCCAGAGCUUCGCAUUGCGUCCUACACAGUCUGGAUAAGCUUGGCCCAGAUACCUGGUGGUUGCACUUUGUUAGCUAUGAGUAGUGGGUUCAUGGACUUGGUAGUUGAGGGAAUCCGGGAGUCCUCGUACGAUGCACGAUUGGCAAAAUUUGAAGUUCUCAAAUACUUCGAUGAGCAUGCCAAUGCAUUUCUCUCAGCGGACAUUGCGAAAAAAUUAAAGCAAAACUUGGCGCUUGGGCCACAUGGGAUGAAAGCCCAACGCUGGGAGGUUGCUACGGAUUAA